Molecule: messenger RNA, 2488 nt
Organism: Hemiscyllium ocellatum (epaulette shark)
Lineage: Eukaryota; Metazoa; Chordata; Chondrichthyes; Orectolobiformes; Hemiscylliidae
Product: hepatocyte nuclear factor 4-gamma-like
Exons: 11
Coding region: 372-1604 (410 amino acids)
Biological process (GO): anatomical structure development; cell differentiation; regulation of transcription by RNA polymerase II
Cellular component (GO): nucleus
Molecular function (GO): nuclear steroid receptor activity; RNA polymerase II cis-regulatory region sequence-specific DNA binding; nuclear receptor activity
Source: RefSeq, a predicted model, not a curated record
ACUGAACUACACACAACAGAUGGGUAGGACGCACCUUGCUGCUGGCUGGGCAGCUCAGCUGAGGGGGAAGGAAGGUGCUUGCAAGCUCCCCGACUCUCUCCCACCUCUCUGUGUCCUUGGGUGGCCCUGUCCGAUGACAAGGAGCAGACGGGCCGCGGUUUAAGGAAAGGUUUCCAUUAAUACACCGCCUGGCUUAAACAAAAACAGAUUGAUCACGUUGUACAGACAGACACAAUAAAGAACACUGCCAGGACCUGAUGUUGAACGCAGUGUUUGCUGGCAGAAUUGAGAAGCAGAGAUUAGCACUGGAAGUACAGCAAUUAAUGCCACAAUUCUUCAGAUGAGACACUUCUCCAACAGACACAAACACCAUGAACACAUCAGACAAUGGAAUUAGCAGUUCGUGUGCAAUCUGUGGAGAUAGAGCAACAGGAAAACACUAUGGUGCCUCCAGUUGUGAUGGAUGCAAGGGUUUCUUCAGACGAAGCAUAAGGAAGAGCCAUGUAUAUUCUUGCAGAUUUAAUCGGCAAUGUGUCGUUGACAAAGACAAGAGGAACCAAUGCAGAUAUUGCAGAUUGAAGAAAUGUUUUCGAGCUGGCAUGAAGAAAGAAGCUGUACAGAAUGAGCGAGAUCGAAUAAGUAACAGACGGAACAAUUAUGAAAGCUGCAGCUCACCUUCGAUCGCCACACUGGCUCAAGCUGAACUUCUAUCUCAUCAGCAGAUCUCCCUCUCUGUUUCGGCAGCAAGCACAGAUAUCACCACUAAGAAAGUUGCCAGUAUUAGCGAUGUCUGCGAGUCAAUGAAGGAACAGUUGCUGGUUUUGGUGGAAUGGGCAAAAUAUAUUCCAGCUUUCUGUGAACUGCCAUUAGAUGAUCAGGUUGCUUUGUUAAGAGCACAUGCUGGGGAACACUUACUGCUUGGUGUGGCAAAACGGUCCAUGUUAUACAAGGAUGUCCUAUUACUAGGGAAUGAUUAUGCCAUACACCGCAACAGUCCGGAAAUAGAAAUUAGUCGCGUGGCAAAUAGGAUUUUGGAUGAGUUGGUGCAGCCUUUCCAAGAAAUUCAGAUCGAUGACAAUGAAUAUGCCUGCUUGAAAGCAAUUGUUUUCUUUGAUCCAGAUGCAAAGGCUUUAAACAAUCCAUCAAAAAUCAAGACAAUGCGUUACCAAGUGCAAGUUAGUUUGGAAGAUUACAUUAAUGAUCGACAGUAUGAUUCCCGAGGGCGAUUUGGAGAGCUGCUACUGCUGUUACCUACUCUUCAAAGUAUAACUUGGCAAAUGAUCGAACAAAUCCAAUUUGUCAAACUUUUUGGACUUGCUAAAAUUGACAACUUGCUCCAAGAAAUGCUGCUGGGAGGUACAGCGAAUGAUCCAUCCCAUCUUCAUCAUCCUGGGCAUCCUCAUGUAGCUCAAGAUCCACUGACAGGCCAGACUAUACUGAUCAGUUCAAUGCCUGCGGCAGCUCACACUGAAUCAAUGUCUACACCAGAGACCCCACUACCAUCUCCUCCACAAGGUUCAGGACAAGAACAAUACAAGCUUGCUUCAAACCACCACUCGGUCAUUUCUCAACAAGUGCCACUACCGAAGCAGAAGGGCUUGUGAUGUCAACACAAUUUUAUGAAUGUCAGUUUGUGCUUUCUGUACACAUCAGACACCAGAAGCAUGAGUGCAGCUGAAAGGUGGAAAGUGACACUGCCAUUCUGUACUGCUUGUGUUCAUGGCUGUUUAAUUUCUUGAUGUUGCCAAUAAUGGUUUUUUUUGUGUGUGUGGGGUUUACCAUUUGAAGAGUAAAAUGCUGUUGCUCUUAAACACAAGUUGCAAUCUCAGGUUGUUAUUUUAAAGGGAUUUGGUUAAACUCGUUUGUAUCAUGACAAAGCAACCUUGGUCCACUUCAAAAGUUGGUGUUGUAACUGUUAUAAAUUAUAGAUUAGAUUUACAUUCAGACAGCUGUUUUACUAUUUUCCAUUCUGAUGUAGCCAUAAUUUAGACCUGCAACAGUGAGUGAAUAGGCUACUUCAUAGUUGUUUGUGUACAGACUGUAAAUUCUGCUUCUAAGACUGGUUUUUCUUCAGCUUUUUAAAGUAAGUGAAAAUUGAAGGUGACACAUUAAACUCCAUAAGUGACAGUUUGCCCAACCAAGGAUACUGAUGAUAUCCUAACUGUAUAACUGAGAUGUAUGAUAUUACAGCCAAUAUUGCAUUACUAGAUAGCUUUUAUUUUGUUGUGUAUAUAUAUCUCUGUUUAAAAUUUGCCUGUUUUGAGUCUUGCCAUUUAAAUUCAUACCUUACUGUACUACCCUUGGUAUAUCUCCUAACAAGUUUGAUUGCCAGAUUUUACCACUUGGUUUCACAUUGAAUGGCCAGAAGAGGGAGCUUUACUGAAAAAAUAAUUAAUUAAUUCCUUUUAUACCAGAAUACCAUUCGCUACCCAUUUAUGAAAUCUGUACCAUUUAUGAUCAGCUUCCAGAGUAAUAUCAGACCUUAACA